AUGGCGUAUGCGCAGCAAACUGCGGAUAUUGAAACCCAGCAGAAAGGGACCGUCUCUUAUGACCGUCGAAGAAUCUCGCCGCUGCUCCUGAUCCGACCGUGGCAACCAGUGAAGGCGUCUCAAGAUGAUCCGAGAAGCUUCUCCCUCCAACGACGAGAUUGGGGAUAUCGAGAUCGCAAUACCAGCGACACGACAGAGCUCUUGUUCGCGCCGCUGUCAUCGUCAAUUGACUUCCUAUCCCUCAAGAUGCUGCUCCAAUCUAUCAGGGCUUCGCGCUCCACCCUCGCCCGCGCGGCCCGGCAGCAGGUGACCGUUUCUCGGCGGACCUUUGUCACCCCUACCGCUGUCCGCUAUGCCGACUUGGUCCAGGACCUGUAUCUUAAGGAACUCAAGGCCUACAAACCGGCUCCCGCCAAGGCCUCUGAUGCCGAGGCUCACGUCCAGAAGUUCACGCCCCCCAAGGCCCCCCAAUCCCCCGAGGAGAGCAACAUUGCCAGCGAGCUGAAGGCGUACGAGGACCAGGAGGUUGACAUUGAGGGCCAACAGACUGGCGAGGUCGCCGCCAAGGAGGAGGACUGGUUUGAGGAGGAGGAAGAGGAGGCUGCCGCAGCUCAUUAG
Molecule: messenger RNA, 618 nt
Organism: Xylona heveae TC161
Lineage: Eukaryota; Fungi; Ascomycota; Xylonomycetes; Xylonales; Xylonaceae
Exons: 4
Coding region: 1-618 (205 amino acids)
Biological process (GO): proton motive force-driven ATP synthesis
Source: RefSeq, a predicted model, not a curated record